Molecule: messenger RNA, 3865 nt
Organism: Sander lucioperca (pikeperch)
Lineage: Eukaryota; Metazoa; Chordata; Actinopteri; Perciformes; Percidae
Gene: nf2a
Product: neurofibromin 2a (merlin)
Exons: 16
Coding region: 624-2399 (591 amino acids)
Biological process (GO): regulation of cell shape; regulation of gliogenesis; regulation of organelle assembly
Cellular component (GO): adherens junction; apical part of cell; plasma membrane
Molecular function (GO): actin binding; cell adhesion molecule binding
Source: RefSeq, a predicted model, not a curated record
CGCUAUUAAUUGGUUAGCAGUAGGUAGCUAGCGCUUCGUUUCCACCAUAGUUUAUAUGCGGCAACAGAAGUAUUUUGAACUGUCCAGAGGGGGGAUAUUGGAUUGGAAUUUUCUCAGAAGCGUAGAUGAAAAUGUUAACGUUUUUUACGGUAUAAAGACGUAUAACUUUAGUGCAAGCUAAAGGCUUAUAUUGGAUAUGUGACGUUCAUGUUAUAGUUUCUAUUUAACCUAGCUAACGUUAGCAGCAAGCCUAGGACAGUGCACUGUAUGUAUCAGCUCAUGCUAAAUGUAAACUUUUAGUUGUGUAGCUAACGUAAAAUUACCAAAAAAAACUACCAUAGAAUACGCAAUGUGUAUGAGACAUUAAUAAACUAAGAACAUGUCAGUGAAAGCCUUAUGCAAACUUUAAUGGAACUUUUAAGCAUCCAUUGAUAGCUGAACGAUCUCAACGUUAAGCUGGACAGUCGCAUGCAUGUCUGUGUUUAAUUUAUGAUAAGGUAACGUAUACCAAAUUGACUAAUCUGCUGUCUACACCAUAGACCGAAUGGCAUGACUGCGAACUUAAUUUUUUAGUAAUUAACGCAUUUUAAAAACUAAAAAGUUAAGUUUAUUAGCUAUUGGCGAUGGCAAGUGCCUUGGCAGCGAAAAUGGGAUUUACCUCACUAUUGAGAAAACAAGCCAGGAACUUCAACGUCAGGAUCUGCACAAUGGAGUCAGACAUGGAGUUCAACUGCGAGGCCAAGUGGAAAGGAAAAGACCUUUUUGACUUUGUGUGCCGGACUCUGGGACUGAGGGAGACAUGGUUUUUUGGGCUCCAGUAUAACAUCAAGGACACAGUUGCUUGGCUGAAAAUGGAAAAGAAGGUUCUGGAUCAGGAGGUACCAAAGGAGGAACCAAUCACCCUUUACUUUCUGGCCAAGUUUUAUCCUGAAAAUGCUGAGGAGGAGCUAGUGCAAGAUAUCACACAACAUCUUUUCUUCCUACAGGUGAAGAAGAAGAUCCUCGAGGAGGAGAUUCACUGUCCACCUGAGGCCUCUGUGCUGCUGGCCUCCUACGCCGUCCAUGCCAAGUACGAAGACUACGACCCCAGUGUUCACAAACCUGGCUUCUUGGCUAAGGAGGAACUGCUUCCAAAGAGGGUUAUUAACUUGUACCAGAUGACUGCAGAAAUGUGGGAGGAGAGGAUCACAGCCUGUUAUGCAGAGCACAGGGGCAAGACGAGGGAUGAAGCUGAGAUGGAGUAUUUAAAAAUAGCUCAGGACCUGGACAUGUAUGGCAUCAAUUUCUUUUUAAUCAGGAAUAAAAAGGGAACAGAUCUUCUUCUGGGUGUGGAUGCCCUGGGUCUGCACAUCUACGAGCCGGACAACAGGCUGACACCCAAGUGCUCCUUCCCUUGGAAUGAGAUCCGCAACAUCUCCUACAGCGACAAGGAGUUUACCAUUCAACCUGUGGACAAAAAAACCAGUGUUUUCAAGUUCAACUCUUCACGGCUAAGAGUCAACAAGUUGAUCCUCCAGUUGUGUAUAGGGAACCAUGACCUGUUUGUGCGCCGGCGGCGGGUGAACUCACUUGAAGUACAGCAGAUGAAGUCUCAGGCCAGAGAGGAGAGGGCCAGGAAACAGGUAGAGAGGCAGCGUCUGCAGAAGGAGAAGAAGCUGCGGGAGGAGGCAGAGAGAGCCAGGGACGAGCUGAAAAGGAGGCUGAUUCAGCUGCAGGACGAGGCUCACAUGGCCAACGAUGCACUGCUGCGUACGGAGCAGACGGCAGACCUGCUAGCUGAAAAGGCCCAGAUCGCGGAGGAGGAGGCUAAGCUGCUGGCCCAGAAAGCUGCCGAGGCCGAGACAGAGAUGCAACGCAUGAAAGCGACUGCCAUCCGUGGCCAGGAGGAGCGGCGGCUCAUGGAGCAGAAGAUGCUGGAGGCAGAGAUGCUGGCACUCAAGAUGGCCGAGGAAUCGGAAAGGAGGGCCAAGGAGGCUGAGCUGCUGAAAUUGGACCUGCAGGAAGCCAGGGAGUCAGAGCGCAGGGCAAAGCACAAACUGCUGGAGAUUACCAGCAGGGCUGUCUACGCGUCUCCUGGACUGCCAUCUGACAGCAUGCCUCCAGACCUGAGCUUCAGCAAGGAGAACCUCAGCUUUGAAUUUAAAGAUACCGACAUGAAACGCCUCUCCAUGGAGAUCGAGAAGGAGAAAGUCGAGUACAUGGAGAAGAGCAAGCACCUGCAGGAGCAGCUGAAUGAGCUGAAGACUGAGAUUGAAAGUCUGAAGAUGAAAGAGAGGGAAACUCCUCUGGAUGUCAUUCACAACCAGAACACUGAGCAGGGGACCAGCAAGCACAGCAACUUUAAAAAGUUAACACUACAGAGCACCAAGUCCAGGGUUGCCUUCUUUGAGGAACUUUAAACUACACACCUGUAAAAGUGGGGAUGCACAACUGCCAAGUGCCUCAUGAUUCUACAUUCCUACGUCAGUUUAAAUGAUGGCCACACUACAAGACCUUAUGCUCAAUUUCCUGGGAAAGCACUAUGAAACAAAAAAAUGACCACUGCCUUGAUCUGCAGCAGCUCCAGGGGCCUCAUGUGUACGCACAAACAGGGAUGCAUGCAUAAUGUCCCUGCACUAAAUCUGUGAUUCAUAAAAAAUGGAGUGUGUGUUUACCGUAAGUGUGUGUGCAAUACAGCACAUCUUUCAUGAAUAUUUCGUAGUGAACUUGGGUGUGGGUUGUCAAAGAACAAAGGUGUGAAGAAAUAAAAAAAGGUCUUUGCUGCUCCGGUUUUGCUGUGGCUCUAAUGAGACCCUACUUGUGAAGUUUAGAAUAGUUAUUAUAUCAUGUCCAAAUGGGGUGACCUACAUUUUUUGACUGCCUAACUUUUUUUAAAUUCAAAUGGAAAUAAACCACUAAGGGAUACAUUUGAACAAGAGAAGGAAUUGAUUAUAUGGCUGAUAUGUUGUCCUUACCCUGACUCAAAUAUUUGAUAUUUAGUAGUUAUACAGUAGGCAGCCUAUUUGAUUCAUAAUGCCAACAAAUUCUUCCAUAUAAUACCGUAUUUUCUUUCUUUAUUUAAUAUCUUCAUUCUGCUUUCGUUUUCUUGUUUCAAGGGAAUGUUUAAAUAACAAAAUAUAAUGUUCAUUUAGCAGAAACAGGGCAUUUCUUUGCCAUGAUACAUUUAAACAGCCAUUUAUUGCUAAUAGUGGGAGUUGAUGGACUGUGGUGGAUAUUGUUGUUCUCAACACAAAAAUCCACUUCUUCAAUCCACUUGGUUGUGUUGUGUGAGCAGUGUUUUUUUAAAUCUCAGAAUUUGUCCAUGUUUAUUUCUGUGGGGAAUGUACACAAAAUGUUGUACAUGAGGACCUGCUUUACAUCCUGUAAAGAAGUCAUGUUACAUAUCUUUAUCAACACUUGAUUAGGGUGUCCUCACGCAAGGCAGCGAGUGCACUAUGCUCUGCUCUCAAAGGUAAAGAGCCGGCCAUUUGUACUAGGUUGUUCUUAGAAUUCAAACUGGAUGAAAGAACUGUGAUUUUUAAAUGCGAGCUGGUGCACAUCCAUCAUCUAUCUCAUUUUUUUGUGUGAAGACAACCACUUUUUCGAAACAUGAAUUUGCAUUUAUUUUGAAUUAAUGUGUCUUCUGAAUUAAUGCGCUCUUUCCCUCUGAAAGCAAUUUUAUUUUUUAUAGGGAAUAAUAAUGAAUGAAUAAUAAUGUGAAGAAAAUAUAUUUUUUUCUUCUUGUCUGCUUUUAACAAGGGCAGUAAGUAUUUCAAAUGAAACUAGGCAGAGUUAAAGUACCUUUAUUACUAGAUAUACAUAUCCACAGAAACAUUGUAACAGAUAGGUAUGUUUUGCUUGUAAAAUAAAUGAAUAUCAGGUCAGA